Messenger RNA from Labrus bergylta (ballan wrasse), 3762 nucleotides. RefSeq names its product tripartite motif containing 2a (gene trim2a). Gene Ontology annotation, biological process: negative regulation of translation; proteasome-mediated ubiquitin-dependent protein catabolic process; protein polyubiquitination. NCBI's taxonomy places the organism in Eukaryota, Metazoa, Chordata, Actinopteri, Labriformes, Labridae. The record is from RefSeq and is a predicted model, not a curated record. Gene Ontology annotation, molecular function: protein binding; translation repressor activity; ubiquitin protein ligase activity.
CCGGCGGCGGCGGCGGCGGCGGUGGUCUGUUUUACAGUCGGCGGAGACUUCAGUAAAUGAACCGGGAGUGAGUGCACGCAGAGCUGCAGACAGGACGGUGUUCUCAAGAGGAGAGAAUUACACAUAGCAGAGCUGCAGACAGGACGGUGUUUGUCAAAGAGGACAGAAUCACACACCGCAGACACACCGGACAAAGUCCCAAGAGAGUCCGGUAAGGUUACAUCCUCGUGCGUCGCACCGGCAGAUAAGAUAACAUUUAGGGUGCAGGGUAAGAGGAAGAGGGACUCGUAUGUCAGAGUUUUAGGAUGGCCAGUGAAGGCUCAACUCUUCCCAGCCCAGUGGUCCGUCAGAUCGACAAGCAGUUCCUGAUCUGCAGCAUAUGUCUGGACCGCUACGAGAACCCCAAAGUCCUGCCCUGCCUACACACCUUCUGUGAGAGGUGCCUUCAGAAUUACAUCCCGGCCCACAGCCUCACACUGUCCUGCCCCGUGUGCCGCCAGACCUCCAUCCUGCCGGAGAAAGGUGUGGCGGCGUUGCAGAAUAACUUCUUCAUCACCAACCUGAUGGACGUGCUGCAGCGGGCGCCGGACAGCUGCAGCCAGGAGGCCGCCGCCCUCAACAACAUCACAACUGUGGCUGCAGGACAACUGCUGUCCUGCCCCAACCAUGGAGGCAACGUCAUGGAGUUUUACUGUCCUCCAUGUGAGACGGCCAUGUGUCAGGAGUGUACGAGCGGAGAACACGGAGAACACCCAACUGUGCCUCUGAAAGAUGUAGUGGAACAACACAAGGCCUCAUUACAGGACCAGCUCGAUGCUGUUAAGAAGAGGUUGCCAGAGAUCGACUCAGCGUUGCAGACGCUGUCAGAGAUCCUGCAGCAGCUGACCAAUCAAAAGAGCUCCAUUGAGGAUGGCAUCCACACAACCUUUGAUGAGCUGCAGAAGACUCUCAAUGUGCGCAAGAGUGUUUUACUCAUGGAGCUGGAAGUCAACUAUGGCCUCAAGCAGAAGGUGCUCCAGGCCCAGCUGGACAGCCUGCUGCAGGGUCAGGACGGCAUCAACAGCAGCUGUAACUUCACGGAGCAGGCUCUGAGCCACGGCAGCGAGGCCGAGGUGCUGCUGGUAAAGAAACAGAUGAGUGAACGUCUCAUGGAGCUCGCUAGCCAGGAGCUUCCUCUGCAGCCCGGAGAGAACGACCAGCUGGACUUCAACGUGGAGACGGAGGGACUCAAAAAGUCCAUCCACAACCUGGGCACUAUUGUGACAACUAACGCCGUGGCCUCUGAGACUAUAGCUACAGGUGAAGGGCUGCGACAUUGUGUGGUAGGAGUACCCACCUCCAUCACCAUAACCACUAAAGACAAAGACAGAGAGCUGUGCAAGAUGGGAAACGCAGUCAUCAGGGCGGAAAUCUCUUCACCUGACGGGAGCAAAGGUGAAGGAGAGAUUCUGGACAAUAAGAAUGGCACUUAUGAGUUUCUGUUCACUGCACCAAAAGAGGGGACUUUUCAUUUAUCACUGCGGUUAUACGACCAACAUAUCAAAGGAAGCCCAUUUAAGGUGAAGGCCACCAAGUCCAUAGAUGUGUCCCCGACUUCAGACGGCAUGAAGAAGAGGCUGAAGUCUCCAGGAAGUGGUCACAUCAAGCAGAAGGCCAUAAAGAGGCCGGCCAGUAUGUACAGCAGUGGGAGGAGGAAAGAGAACCCCAUCGAGGACGACCUCAUAUUCAGGAUCGGGACAAAAGGCCGAAACAAAGGAGAGUUCACAAACCUGCAGGGAGUGGCUGCCUCCGCUUUGGGAAAGGUUCUGAUAGCAGACAGCAACAACCAGUGCGUCCAGAUUUUCUCAAACGAUGGUUUGUUCAAAAGCCGGUUCGGGGUCCGAGGCAGAACACCGGGUCAACUGCAGCGGCCAACGGGCGUGGCCGUCCACCCAAACGGUGACAUCAUCAUCGCUGACUACGAUAACAAAUGGGUCAGCAUCUUCUCAAGUGAAGGCAAGUUUAAGAACAAGAUCGGCUCGGGGAAGCUGAUGGGUCCUAAAGGUGUGUCAGUGGACAAAAACGGACACGUCAUCGUGGUGGACAACAAGGCCUGUUGCGUCUUCAUCUUUCAGGUCAACGGCAAGCUUGUCACCAAAUUUGGUAACCGUGGCAACGGCGACAGGCAGUUUGCAGGUACACUCAAUGGUCCUCACUUUGCUGCUGUCAACAACAACAAUGAAAUCAUAGUGACAGAUUUCCACAACCACUCAGUCAAAGUGUUCAACACAGAAGGGGAAUUCCUGCUGAAGUUUGGUUCUAACGGUGAGGGUAACGGGCAGUUCAACGCUCCCACAGGAGUGGCAGUGGAUGUCAAUGGAAACAUCAUAGUGGCAGACUGGGGCAACAGCAGGAUACAGGUGUUUGAUGGCAGCGGUUCAUUCCUGUCCUACAUCAACACCUCAGCAGACCCGCUGUACGGCCCGCAGGGACUGGCUCUGACCUCGGACGGACACGUUGUGGUUGCAGAUUCUGGCAACCACUGCUUCAAAGUUUACCGCUACCUGCAGUAGCCCAUCUUACUCAGUGUACAGUGUAUAUAUCUACUCACAUGGACUUGUUAGUGUCGGGCGACCGGCAAAUUUGCUCUCAUCCGCUCACCCGUUUCUUCCUUGUUGUCGUCGUGCCAUCUGUCUGACUGUUCUCCAUGUGUUUGUCCGUGGCAUCACCUCUGACACUGGACAAACAAGAGAGAGUUAUUUGUGGUUUGAAUAAAACAAGAGGAUCUCUGACUUUCACAGACAGCUGAUGCUGAUUGGUGCUUUGAGGAGACACUCGUUACUUUCCUUAAGUUUCAUCUUAACUACACAGUUUCUAAGAAUCAUACUUCAACAAUUGUACAUAUGUUUGACUUUAGAUGUGUUGUGGGAUGGGUGUAAAGAUGGAACUUGUUCAUUAAAAUACAGGUAUGACACUGUGUUACAUGAGACUGAUAUUAAAGUAAAGAAGCAACUUAGUCACAUCAAUGAUGAAGGAAAUCAAUUUCUAUUUCCAGUAACUGCAGCUUUUAAGAGUUUUCACAUUAAGCCUGUUCACGUUGAAAUAACACUGUAGGUAGCAGGGUAACAUAAGGCAUGAUUGUGCAUCUCUGUGCAUGCUGUUUACACUUAUAUACACCAGAAAAGCUAGUGUCCACUAUAAAAAUCUACUUCUGGCUGAUAAGAAACAACAGCAUUAGAGCAUAAGAAACUUUGAAUCAACGCACUUAUUUGAAUAAUACUUCUACCUGUAUGUGGAAAAAAUAACUAUUGGAUGUUAUAUGUCAUCACUGAAAAGUAGCCAACAGGUGUUUAUUAAAGUGUGCUGAUAACUUCUGCUUAAUUGGUUUUACAAAUAACACAUAAUGUGAUUGUGUGUGUUUGUGGUGAUCAACUGAUGUACCAAACAAAAGCCAUUUGAUACGUUGACUUACAAUCUGCAGUGUGUGUUUCUGUGAAUGUAUGAAGUGUGUUUGGGUGUUAUGUGAAUGAAGCCUCUUAAUUUACAAUCUGCUGUGAUUACUGUGCAACCAUCCUAGAAUUUAAAUAAUGAGCUGCAAUGCUUUUCUUCUGUGGAGCAGAACUGUCAUCAACGUCACUCCACUAUGUGCACCUUUCCUUAAAUAAAAGAAUCUGUAGAACUACUAACUUAAAAAAGAGAAUAGUCUAUUUUAAAGUAAACUGAUGCAACUGUAUCUCAUUAGUUGAGCUGCGUGUUUAAAAAAAAAAAAAAAAAAAAAAAAAU